AUGAACAAACUCGUGACACAAUGGAAUGGAAUUUACACAAACUUUGAAAAACAAUGGGCUAGCGGAGAAAGUGAAACGAGUUUGUUGAAAAACACACACGCUACAUUCCAAGAUGAUAUGCUAAAGCCUUUUAAGUUUAUUCAUGUGUGCGAAGUUGUCAAAAGAAGCAUUAGAUGGACGGAAUUUGCAACACAUAAAAAAGUUGCUAAUCCGCCAAAAAGAAGCCGAACAUCUUCAUAUUCGAGCUCAAAAAAAGUCUCAUCAGAUUGUCACGUAAGCGUUAAUCUUAAUGAUAAUAAUGACGACAUCGAAGAAAUAUGUCCGCCUCCUCCUCCAAUGGGAAGAGACAAAACAAAAGUUCGAGCAAAAGGACAAGGGAAAACGACAUCUUUAAAUUCGUCAGUCGGAACCGAACGGUCAGCUAGAUCGGAAGAAAUGAUGACACAAAUGACACAAUUGAAUUCAACUUUAGAGAGACAUAUGACUGAAACGGUCUGA
Molecule: messenger RNA, 498 nt
Organism: Lactuca virosa
Lineage: Eukaryota; Viridiplantae; Streptophyta; Magnoliopsida; Asterales; Asteraceae
Source: the annotation of a GenBank genome assembly